Phascolarctos cinereus (koala) is the source of this 11320-nucleotide messenger RNA. It is a transcript of the gene UNC5C, whose product is annotated as unc-5 netrin receptor C. The record is from RefSeq and is a predicted model, not a curated record. Gene Ontology annotation, cellular component: membrane. Gene Ontology annotation, molecular function: netrin receptor activity; protein binding. Lineage: Eukaryota; Metazoa; Chordata; Mammalia; Diprotodontia; Phascolarctidae. Gene Ontology annotation, biological process: axon guidance; netrin-activated signaling pathway.
CUGCUGCUGCUGCUGCUGCUGCUGUUGCUGCUGCUGCUGGAGCUGUUGCUACGGCCAGGGGACGUCCUCGGGCUCCUGGGACUUCCCAAGUGGUGACUGCUGGACACGAACACAGAGACGCGCCCCGGUUCUGCCAGUUGGGAGACGCGCCCGGAGAGUCCUCUUAGAACUACUGCUCAGCGGCUCCCCUCUUUGCAGCCCCGCCUCGCCCUGCUCUUCCAGAAAGUGGAGUGGAAUAGUUGGGGGGAGGGAGGUUCGCCUACUGGUUUUUCAGCUGCUUUUUGCACAGAAUUCUGCUGUUCCCGGGCUCUCUUCCCCCCGCCACCCGCCUUCCACUUUUUUUUUGUCUAUUUGGGUGUUUUUGUAUCUUACUUGUCCCUCCAGUCAAGAUGAGGAAAGGUUUGGAGGCUACAUGCGGAUUGGGACUGGGAUACAUGCUGCAGAUGUUGGUGUUACCUGCCCUAGCCAUCCUUAGCGCCAGCAGCCCGGGCUCGGCAGCCCAAGAUGAUGAUUUUUUCCAUGAGCUACCAGAAACUUUUCCAUCUGACCCUCCCGAGCCUCUGCCACAUUUCCUUAUUGAGCCUGAAGAAGCUUACAUCGUGAAAAACAAGCCCGUGAACCUGUACUGCAAAGCCAGCCCUGCCACCCAGAUUUACUUUAAGUGCAAUAGUGAAUGGGUCCAUCAGAAGGACCAUGUUGUGGAUGAGAGAGUAGAUGAAACCUCUGGUCUCAUUGUCCGGGAAGUGAGCAUUGAGAUUUCCCGGCAACAAGUUGAAGAGCUCUUUGGACCUGAAGAUUAUUGGUGCCAGUGUGUUGCCUGGAGCUCGGCAGGCACCACCAAGAGCCGUAAAGCCUACGUGCGCAUCGCAUAUCUUCGCAAGACUUUUGAACAAGAACCUUUAGGAAAGGAAGUGUCCUUGGAACAGGAAGUCCUGCUACAAUGUCGCCCACCUGAGGGCAUACCCACGGCUGAGGUGGAAUGGUUGAAAAAUGAAGAGAUAAUUGAUCCUGUUGAAGAUCGGAAUUUUUAUAUUACCAUUGACCACAACCUGAUUAUAAAACAGGCUCGUCUCUCAGAUACAGCAAAUUACACAUGUGUUGCCAAAAACAUUGUCGCCAAGAGGAAAAGCACGACAGCAACUGUUAUAGUCUAUGUGAAUGGUGGCUGGUCCACCUGGACUGAAUGGUCUGUGUGUAACAGUCGAUGUGGACGAGGUUAUCAGAAACGUACCAGAACUUGCACCAACCCAGCACCACUGAAUGGUGGUGCCUUUUGUGAAGGACAAAGCGUUCAGAAAAUAGCCUGUACGACAUUGUGCCCAGUGGAUGGUCGGUGGACAGUGUGGAGCAAGUGGUCGACCUGUGGAACAGAGUGUACCCAUUGGCGCAGGAGAGAGUGUUCAGCACCAGCCCCCAAGAAUGGAGGCAAGGACUGCGAGGGGCUCGUUCUGCAAUCCAAGAACUGCACAGAUGGACUGUGUAUGCAGGGUUUCAUUUAUCCUAUUUCAACUGAACAGAGAACCCAGAAUGAAUAUGGAUUUUCUUCGGCUCCUGACUCAGAUGAUGUGGCCCUCUACGUUGGUGUGGUUAUAGCAGUGAUUGUGUGCUUGGCCAUUUCUGUGACCGUGGCUCUAUUUGUAUAUCGGAAGAACCAUAGGGACUUUGAGUCUGAUAUCAUUGAUUCCUCAGCCCUCAACGGGGGAUUUCAGCCUGUGAACAUCAAGGCUGCAAGGCAAGAUCUCCUGGCGGUACCACCAGACCUUACAUCAGCUGCAGCCAUGUAUAGAGGCCCUGUCUAUGCUUUGCAUGAUGUCUCUGACAAAAUCCCGAUGACCAACUCACCAAUCCUCGAUCCUCUACCCAACCUGAAAAUCAAAGUGUACAAUACCUCAGGUGCCGUAACCCCACAGGAUGACUUAUCAGAUUUCACAGCCAAGCUGUCCCCACAAAUUACCCAGUCUCUGCUAGAAAGUGAGACUCUCAACUUGAAGAAUCAGAGCCUGGCUAGACAAACAGACCCAUCCUGUACUGCUUUUGGGACUUUCAACUCUCUUGGGGGGCACCUCAUUGUGCCUAAUUCAGGAGUGAGUUUGCUGAUUCCUGCAGGGGCCAUUCCCCAAGGGAGAGUCUAUGAAAUGUAUGUGACCGUACACAGGAAAGAGAAUAUGAGGCCCCCAAUAGAAGACAGUCAGACUCUUUUGACCCCAGUGGUGAGUUGCGGGCCUCCUGGAGCCCUAUUGACUCGACCUGUUAUUCUUAGCAUGCAUCACUGUGCAGAGCCUGAAACGGAGCGGGACUGGAAGAUCCAGCUGAAAACUCAGACCCCACAGGGACACUGGGAGGAUGUGGUAGUGGUUGGAGAGGAAAAUUUCACCACCCCAUGCUACAUUCAGCUGGACCUAGAAGCUUGCCACAUCCUCACAGAGACACUGAGCACAUACGCCUUGGUUGGACAGUCCACCACCAAAGCCGCAGCAAAGCGCCUAAAACUCGCCAUCUUUGGGCCACUGUCUUGUUCAUCUUUGGAAUACAGCAUGCGAGUCUACUGUCUGGAUGACACACAGGAUGCGCUCAAGGAAGUUCUGCAGCUGGAGAGACAAAUGGGAGGGCAGCUCCUAGAAGAACCCAAGACCCUCCAUUUUAAAGGCAGCACCCAUAACCUGCGUUUGUCAAUUCACGACAUAGCCCAUUCCCUCUGGAAGAGUAAACUGAUUGCUAAGUACCAGGAAAUUCCUUUUUACCAUAUCUGGAGCGGUUGUCAAAGAAAUCUCCAUUGUACCUUCACCUUGGAAAGAUUCAGCCUCACCACAGCGGAGUUAGUUUGUAAGCUCUGCGUGCGGCAGGUAGAGGGAGAAGGCCAGAUCUUCCAGCUCUCCUGUACAGUGUCAGAGGAACCCACUGGCAUUGACUUUCCCCUUCUGGACCCAGCAAGUACCAUCACCACCAUCACAGGACCCAAUGCUUUCAGUAUCCCUCUCCCUAUUCGGCAGAAGCUCUGUAGCAGCCUUGAUGCCCCUCAGACCAGAGGUCAUGACUGGAGGAUGCUAGCCCACAAACUGAAGCUGGAUAGAUACUUGAAUUAUUUUGCAACAAAAUCAAGUCCUACUGGAGUUAUCCUGGAUCUCUGGGAAGCUCAGAACUUCCCAGAUGGGAACCUAAGCAUGCUGGCAGCAGUCUUGGAAGAAAUGGGAAGACAUGAAACAGUGGUGUCUUUGGCAGCAGAAGGGCAGUAUUAAACCAGCCUGGAACUGAAGAGGAAGGAGGAAAAUGCACAGGGAAUUUGAUGGCUGGCCUGCAGGCCACAAUUUUGAAAUACAAGCCAGACCAGAUCAAGAAGCUUCACAGGGAGAUUUCAGUGAGAGAGAGAGAGAGAGAGAGAGAGAGAGAGAGAGAGAAAGAGAAAAAAAAAAACCAACCAGAAACAGCCAAUUUUCAUUCCCACUUUACUUGUACAUUAUCACAGGAGUUAAGAGAAAAAAUGUGUAAAGUUGUACCUUGAAUAUAGAAAUCAACCUAACUUUCCUCUUAAUUGGGUUGUGCUGCAUGGUACAGGAUUUUACAGUUUCCUAGGAAACGGUUUUUAUUGCUAUCCAGAUAUAUUGGAUAAACUUUCUUAACAGACCCAAUUUCUAUGAACAUUGUUUACAUCAGAUUUGGACAGGGAUAAGGACACCGUUCAUGGCUCUUUCUAUUUUUGUUUAAACCAUUUGAAGUUGAAGCUGUGGACGCUUUGUUGUGUCUAUUUCAGAUUAGCAAUUUACAGAGAAACCACAGACUUUUGUUACAAAUCUUGUGCAUCAGGUGUCUCGGAUAAUCCUCCCAUUGUAGUUCUGUUUCCAAGGCCUUGUUGUAGAACCCAAGCGGAACCAUUUGUAUCUGGAAAGUGGAUAAUCUGAGCGGAAAGCAGGCAUGGUUAAGACUCGUUGUUCCCUGUGGGCUCUCUCUCAUCCCUUUUUGGAAUAAGCUGUAGACUCACAGGGAAGAUAGUGACUCAUUUCAAAUGACAAAAAAAAAAAGCCCCUCCUCACAAUAUGUGUGUUUGUGAUAUGCAAUUUGGAGUGGUUUAAAAAGUAUCAUUAUUAUAAUCAUUAUUAUUAUUGUUAAUUAUUAUUAUCUAUUAGCAUUUACAAGUACUCUAGUACGAGGAUUUACUUUUAAUUAUUUCUGUUUUUGUCUACAGUGGCAAUAGACAUUUGAGUGUUGACUAGACCUGCCUUCUUGGUCACUAAACCUUUUAAGCCUUUUACCUCUCCCAAUCCCUCAACCCCUGGAGCAUAGUAAUUAAUGUUUGCCUCUGGUAAUGUCUGAUCCUUUAGUCAGGUCAGAAGCAGCUAUUUUCCAUUGCUGCUCGGACCCCUAAGUGCCCUCUUUGAAGGCCAUUCCCAUCCCAGGGAGGAUGAUAGCAGGUGUGGAGUUCCCAGUUCUUCUCAUGCUGUCCUGCCUCCCCCAAAGGUGGCAGAAAAGAGUGCCAAGGUCCAUGGAUGUGGAGAUGAGAGGCGAGUUCUGUUCACUCUGCCGCCGAUUAGUUGUGUGACCUUGAACAAAUAACUUAACUUCCCUGACCCUCAGUUUCUUCAUCUGUAGAAUACAAGUGUUAGACUGAAUUUGUUCCUUCUAAUUGGAGUGAUCAUGUGUUAUUCAGAGGAUGGGCCUUGAAGUCUGUCAUCCUCUUCCCUACAAAUUACUUUCUGUCACUCUAAAAGCACCCCUGAUAUAAGAGAUAUGUGUCCGAGUAAAUGAUUCCUGUUUAAUAUAUUGUAUUUGAUUGGUUUUCCAGUCUUGACUGAGUGUUAUUGGGACACAGGUUUUAACUACCAUAAGGAAUUUGACAGAAAUAGCAUUGUUGUCUUUUAAGAUGAGUUUCAGAUUUCCUGGACUAGCUGCAAAACUUGUGUGUGUGUGUGUGUGUGUGUGUGUGUGUGUGUGUGUUUCUUACCAAUGCUAGACCUCUUUCACUAGUUCCCUUUUCAAUGGACCUUAGGUUGGAUUUUUUUUUCCCUCAAAACCUCAUAUUGAUGACAUUUUGGUGACAUUUCUAUGGGAUAUUUUCUUUGUUUAAAACAACGAAGUAAACAUACGAUGUGUUGAUCCUUGGAUACCAAGAAGGAGAAGCUGUGCCCUGGCACACACGAUUCUGACAUUUCUUCCAUUUUCUCAUGACUAUCACAGGCCUUUUGUUUUUAACACAGAAACUCAAUUCAUUCAACAGGUGGGGAGAAAUCGCUCAGUAGACCAUAGUAACCAAACCAAUAUUUGAAUGAUAAGCAUGUGUGUGCAUGAAUUACUACCUUCAGAGCAUGGCUGUGGUUCAGCAUUGGACAGGCAUCCUGGUUGCUGGUCAGAUUGUACUUUAGAAUCUCCUAGUUCUGAACUUUCAUAUUUUCCUCGCUGCAUUCCAUGUGUCCUCUCUCCUAUUUUUGCCAUUUAUGACAAUUUACACACAUUUAGGAGCAAAGAUUUCGAGUGUAAAGAGGCCCACUCCAGUCCCACCAUUUUUCUGACGCUAAAAUGGAGCCUCAAAGAAGAUAUAAGCGACUUGCCCCAGGGUUACCCAGGAAGUAAGUGUACUGAGCUAGAAUUUUAAUCUUGGUCUUCAGACUCCAAACCCAGCACAUUUCUUAUAAUGCCACAUUGUCUUCCUAUCUUGCCUCUCCUCGUGGCAGCCUCUCUUUGCUUUGCAGCUUUCUGUUUUGUGUAGGUUUUCAGUUUGGGACACUAAUGUUUUUGCUCUAGUUUUAUAUCUCAAAACUACUGCAAUUCAAAGUAUAAUCUUCCCUCUGAUGCCUCAUGCCCUGGGCCAACAACAACUUUGUAUUGCAAAUUAAGGAACUGAAAAUAAAUUUAAGCAUUCUGUAGGGAAUGUUUCUAACUUCAAGAAAUGUGAGAGAGAGAGAGAGAGAGAGAGAGAGAGAGAGAGAGAGAGAGAGAGAGAGAGAGAGAGAGAGAGAAUCAGAGCUGAAAGAAGCGUUCGGGUUUAGACUGACUAUCUUGUGGCUAAAAUUCUUGGGUGGGAGGUCUAGGUCAAGAAAGGGAAAAGAAGAGAUGAAACUCAGCCCAAAUAUAUGUUGCGUUAUACAGAGGAAACUCCUGCUUUGCAUUCCCUGGAUAAGCUUAUGACUCAGUUCCAAAAGAAAACUUUUAAGUUGCCCACUGAUAAGAUUAAUUCGGCUCUUCCCAUUGCUUAAACUAAGUAAAACAUUCGUUCCUGCAUCAGUUUCUCUCCCCACAUGAAAACUGAAAUGAAGAAUUGAAGCAAAUGUCUCUGGAUACUUCUAUUAAAAGAAGCAAAAAGUUUUCAUGAGAUGCCAGAGAAAUGAUGGGGGGGCGGGGCAGGAAUCCAGAUGACUGCCUUGAUUCUUCACCUCAUUUUGCACAUAGGGUUAGUUUCUCCAUGGUCAUAUGAGCAGAGAUUGACAACUACACAAGAUGUCUGAGAUAUCCUUUGGGUCCACUUUCAAUUCCUAUUUUUGGGUUCUAUAGUCCAUAUGAAAGAGGACACAUGUCUAAGUAGCAUUUGCUACAAGGAGACUUUCCACUAAAGCGAGAUUGCUCCUGCCUUUCUGGAUCCUGCCACUAACGCUCACUCCUGUCAUUAGGAGAUUAGAGGCAGAUGCAGAAGGCGUUAUUUGUGUUAAAAUUUAAAAAAAGAAAGGAAGGAAGGAAGGAAGAAGGAAAGAGGGAGAUAAGUAGGGAAAGAGAGAGAGAGAAAGAAUGAAAGAAAGAAAGAAACAAACAAACAAACAAAGAAAAAGUCUCUCCCUGGAUUCCUGUUCCAUUGAGGUAUUAUAUCCUUUCUUUGGAUUUCUCUUUGAAAGAUUUAGAAUCAUAGGGCAUCUCAAAACGAGGGUUCGUGGCCUCAACCAUUUUCUGUUCCUAUGUCCUGCAUUUCCUUCUGAGAAUUCUAGCCAGACAGCAGUAGCUCUCAUUUGGAUGGGGGAAAGGGCAAGCUGUUCUCUUCUUGACCUGUUGGCACGUGCUGCCAUCUAGUGGCUAAAAAGAAGUCUAGCCUGGAUAUUCUUUUGCCCUCUGAAUGUAUGUAUAAACUUAACUAUUUGAAAUGUGAAAAACCCCAGUUCGUUGAGAUUUUUUAUGAUAGAAACUUCGACCGAAGAAAAAGAUUCUGAUUAUCCCACUCAAAUGACUACAAUAUUUUUGCCAUCCUGGCUUCCCAGCCCCCACCCUCUAUUCUUUUAUUGGCUCAAAUUACUCAUCAUGGAGCUUACACUCUAGCGAGAGAAUGUCAUGUCACUGUGACCCUGCUGCUUUUGAGAUCAUUCACGCACCAGGCAACUCACUGUAGUUCGGAUGGCUGCUAGUAAUAUUGAUAUAUAGAAGUAUAUACAUAUAGCUCUAUAUGGAAAGCAUUUUCAGUCUUUGAUUAUAUCUAUGCUUUUCAGUUUUCAUUUGUUUAAAAUAUUUUAUUUCCUAUGUAUUUCCAAUAGUUCCUUUUUUACUUGUAUUUUAUAUGUCUAAGGGGCAUUCACUCAUAUACCAUUUUUUAAGAAACUGAGCUUUUGUAGAUGCAUGCUGAUAUGCCACAUUCAUAAAAAGGACAAGCCCAGAUAAUGAGGGUGUCUUUGGUGAGUUUAUUUGUUUAAGCAUAUAUUCAAGUCUCUCCAAGGAGGGCAAUGUAAAGAGGUGUGGGGGUACCCAAUUUGUCUGAGUAGUGGAGAAGUGAUGUUGGGUGAAAGCAAAGGGUAUGGAGAAUUAUGCAGAAGAAUCGCAGGGUGUCCCAAAAGUUCUAACAGUUUCAAACUGCACUAAGACUUUUGGAAUAUUCGGGGGGGGGGAGUGAAUAUAAUGGCAGUUGGGCACAAAGACCCUGGAGGUAUUUAGAACCUCAGGAUACAGAAUUUACAAAGAGAUUUCAUUAUUCACACAAAUGCCCACUUUAUAUCCCCCAUGGAUCCAAAACACAUUUGUGGAUCUAAUAACCACUUCUAUCCCACCAUGAAUCUAAAACUGGUAUUUGAGUUACUCAGGGCCAGGCAUUUCUGAGUAUGCAGAAUGCAUAAGCAUUUCCUUAUAUAUUAUUUUGCAACUUUGAAAGGGUACUCUUGGCAGUCAUGAUGAUUAUAAUCCCUUUAGAUUUCAUGAGUUGUUCUGGCCAAAUAUUUUUUCAUUUUGUGAGCCAGCUGUAGAAACGAUGACCUUCCCCAAGCUUACUUAGGCCAGUCCUAAUCCUCUUAGGCCAGACCCACAGCCCAUCACAGAAGCUCAGUUCUAAAAGAAUUUGCAAAAUGCCCCUUUCUUCAGGUCAUGGUUCAAAAUACAAAAGGAGAAAUGAAUAGAUGACUGUCCUCAUGGAACUUACAUUCUAGCAGGAUAAAAAAAAUAAAACCCGCAUUAAUAAGCUAUUAUAGAGUAAAACAGCAUAAUAUGUGCAGCUAUUCCACUGACUGAGUUUGAGUUUUCCAGAACUCUGUGGUCCUCAAGAACCCUGGAUUGUGCCACAGUCCCAGUGAGGCAUCAGAAUUGAACUUCAGUAGAGGCUGCUUAGAGGUUAUUUGGAAUUUUUAUGUCUUUUCUUCUGAUGAAAGGGCCAAUAUGAGAAUCAAUCUUUAAAACGUGAUUUAUCUGGUCUGUUAAACCUUGUGUUUGGGGGGAGGCGUUCAGCUACUGUUCUGAGCAGUCCAGAAAUUUUCAGGCAUUUUUCCAACCAAAAGGGUAUCUCAGAAGUGAUAGGCAUCCAACUAAGAGGAUAGAUGAUUGGUUCCCAGUUUUGACAGGGAAGAUAGCCUCACUAUGUAUAUAUUUCAGAGACAUCCUGGAUACCUUUUCAUUUCUUCAAGAAUUUGAUUUGGAAGGAAUUUGUCCAAUAAAACACCUCUCUCCUACAUGUUCUAAAUACAUACACAUACACACUUUGAUAAGCAAUAAACAAUCAUUCUUUCUCUUUAGGGGAAUCUAUCCCACUAACCAACACUUGAGGGGGGGGAUGUCUUGUUUCUAUCUUCUUUUGACUUUUCUAGUAAAGCUCAUUUGAGCAUGGAGUUCUCUUCCCCUAGGGACAAUUUCUUAUGGUCUCCUACUUGAAUUCAAGUUUUAAAUUUUGCAAACUACUAAAUCUGGAAAGAUCAACAGCAGAGGCCAAUGAGAGCUCAAGUUGGAAGGGAAGGCCAGAGGAGCAAAAUCUCUCUUGGUCCACAACUGCCAUGAAUUUGGUUUUUGUUGACCCAAGAUCUAUAAGUCUCUAGUGAGAAGACGGGUCAAAGUAUAUGUUUUCAAUGCCGUUUAAUUUCAAAGAUGAUACUGGUACGUGGUCUUUGGAUUGUACAAAUCCAUUAAGAAGGAAUUUAUUUGCUCUUUGUUAUCAAGUACCUCCAAGUAGGAAAUAUUUUUUCAUUAAUCAAAAUUUCUCUUCUUGGAAUCGGGUGCAACUUUUUUCUUUAGCCUGACUCAAUGGCCAAAGAGUGAAUACAUUGAAAAAUCUAUAUCACUGUCCAGUUGGGGAUACUAUUCCUCCAAGUAUUUUAUUUAGGAGGUUACAGCUUCCAUGUGGAGAGAGGCUUGUGUGCUAGCAGUCCAUAGUAUAAAAUGCCAUUUUCCCUCUGGUGCUAGAGAAUAACAACUUAAUAAAAUAAGAAACGGGGGAGGGAUUAGCUGAUUAUGCAGAAGGAUGUAAUCAAGUAACUAAAAGUAGUUUAAAGCCAUGUUAACACAAUCAAAGUGGAGAGAGCUAUAGAUUAAUGGUCAGUAUUUGCAAAAUUAUGAGCUGUGGAAUAGAGGGAAUGUGUUCUCAAAUAUUUUCUAUGUGAGCUGUUUUUAUAGCCUAAAUUUACUUGAUGACCACCUGACUCUUCGUUUCCCUUUGCUUGUAUUUCUAGCCUAUCAAGGCUAAAAUCCUUUAGAAUACCCAUCAGACUCUUCGAUGCAAAAAUAGACACCAUGUCUUAAUUGGUGCCCUUCCAAAUCUUCCUUUUGGUUUAUAGCAAAAAUAUUGUGUCCACUGAACCAGAUCAAUUUGUGUUUCAGGACUUUUUCUCUGUCUCAAAUGAGUUCAGAUAGCCUUGCAAAUAAUUCUCCAAAUUUACCUGCCCGUGAAACAUUACCAGCUCACAAGGUGCUAAUCUGCCCUGAAGAAUGAUAGGUAAUAGCUAAAUGGAUGAUGCUGAGAGGAAGCCUCAGUGAUCAGCAGGAAUACAGAAUCAGGGCUGACCCAAGACAUUUCCAUUUGUUUGGAAUUCUUACAAGUUAGCAUCCUAAAAUCUUGUAUGUCUGAGACCUCUGGAUCAACACCACUGAGCCAUAAUUUGAAACAAAUGCCUAUUUCUAAAUCAUGAAGUCAUAGAAUUAGAACCGGAAGGAGGCUUAGAUCUAACCUAGCCCAACCCCAUCAUUUUGCAGAUGAGGAGACUGAAUGCUAGAGAGGUGAAGUGACUUUUCCAAUGGAAAUGCUUAGAAAUGGCAAGAGAACAAGAAUGACUUAAAAACAACAAAAACGUAUUUGAGCUUCUCAAUUCUCACUAUGGCUAACAUGACAGAGCAUCUAAUAAUCAUUCCAUGCAAUCCAACAAAGAAGUGUUUAGCAUCCAGCGCAUAAGGCAUUAUGGGAAUUAACCCUAAUGCAUUCUUCCAUCACCUCACCCUGAAAAAGAAAUGAAAUGAUUACAUAGACAGAGUGGAAAUGUGACUUGCAUUCUCUCCUUGUUUCUUCUCCCAGACUACAUAUAUUUCUGGGUAAGCCCUUCACCCACUUGAAUGCACAUCACUUAUAGAGCAAGGACCACUGCUCCUCUGAGUAUGUGUUUGAUGCCAUAUGCAUCGAGUUUUCAAUGGAGCUGUAAGCUGGUGACCCUCCCCUUGACCACUGACACUUGGCAAAGAAAAUGCCUCCUGAAGGUCAUACUGGUGAAAGAGUGUGUCUUAGAGCUCACAUUCACAUGGCAUAGUUAAAUCUCAGAAAUAUGUCUUCAAGGGUUUGGGUUUCAUUUUCAUUUGGUUGUAUUUUGCUGUUUUCUUCCUGUUUUUACCUUGACUUUUCAGAUACGGAACAUUUCUUUUGUUGUUGCAGACUUCCCUAUUGCUGUAUCUUCUAUGCAAUUCCUUUUAUAAAGAAUUCCUAAUGGAGAAGUGCUCUCUAGGCAUUGCAUUCUUUGUAUUGCUGUACAGUGGAGAUGUGGUUUACUAGUUCUGGGUGUGCCUCUUCUCUCCCGGUUCUCCUUGCUCCCUUCUUUCCCCCUUCCACCACCAACCCUUCCCUCCAUUGACCCCUUCUGUUUGUAAAUUGCCUGCAUUUAUUUCUGUCAGCCUGACAUGUACAAAGUGUAAGAAAGAAUUUUUAAACAGGUAAUAAAUUAUAUUUAUAAGCAACAGACAA